AUGAAGUGUGUGACAUGUUUAUGUGUGUGUUUGUGUGUACCUGAGAAAGGGAUGGGACAUACUCAACACUGCAAUCAAUUGUCCUUCCUUUGAGCAGCCCUGCGUUUCAUUCCUGAUUGCUGGGAUCUGUUUCUUCAGGAGGACUGUUGAAAGUUAUCCAAAACCGAGGAGAACAGGAUUAACAGAGACACUAAAGAAGCAUUGGUCAAGAUGUUGGUCACCAUGCUAACAGCCAUGUAUAUGGUGGUCAGAGUCGUAGAAUCGAUCGGGGUGCGGUUCGCACGGCAACAAGAGCCUAUGCCCUACAUGCUGUCCCAGCCUUUGCCGUGGCAGGUUCACUCAGUGUCACAAAGUCGGAGGAGCAGCAAAGCAGAUGAGUUUGAUGGCCUCAGGAGGAACAGCAUAGGCGUCUAUAGAAAGAACUAUGUCUCCAUGGCAAUUGCCUCCGCCUCUCUGGCUGUCCCCUGUGUCCUGUCGUGCUCAGAAUCCAAUGCCAGCAAUGGGACGUGCACCAUGUCCGCUGCUCCCCCGCUCAGCCCUGUUGAAGUUGAGAAGGCCGCCGCCACUAUCCAGACCCAUUUCAGGAAGUUCCAACAGAAGAGGCACAAGAACAACAAGUAGAUGGACAAAGAGGGAUAGUGGUACCGGUGCUUUAAGCCUGAGGUAGGACAUAUGUUGAUCCAUCAAGCAAUGGAUGAACUCUUGGAUGGCAUACACAAAUGCAUAUAUGCACUCAUAUGCAAGUGUCCAUGCAUUCAAACUUCAUGAUUAACUCUUAGUAGAGCUCCUGGAUGAGUGAUACAGUAUAAACAAAGUAUACAGUAAUAGCUUACAUUCUCAACAGCUUCUUGUAAUAAUAUUUGAAAUGCUAUAUUAAUAAUAGAUUAACUAUGUGAUAAUACACUGUACAUCUGAAUGAAUGUUAGUUUUGGUGUGCUGUGAUGACAGAGUGAUUGUAAGAGUGUGUGAGUGACGGAGUAUGCUGCAUCUAUAACAGUUUUGACUAAAUGAAAAUGGAAAAAAAUAAUGUGUCAAUAUUGUGUAUCUUUCAAAAAAAACAUGUAAAAUUUCACCAACCUAUUUCAAUAAACUCCUCUGUAA
Messenger RNA from Etheostoma cragini (Arkansas darter), 1101 nucleotides. RefSeq lists its product as uncharacterized. The transcript is spliced from 4 exons. Lineage: Eukaryota; Metazoa; Chordata; Actinopteri; Perciformes; Percidae. The record is from RefSeq and is a predicted model, not a curated record. The coding region runs from base 211 to 621 and encodes 136 amino acids.